This is a messenger RNA of Macrosiphum euphorbiae (potato aphid), 201 nucleotides long. The record is from the annotation of a GenBank genome assembly. Lineage: Eukaryota; Metazoa; Arthropoda; Insecta; Hemiptera; Aphididae.
AUGGUUGACUCACAAGUCACAGACACCUCAUGCUUAGAUCGGAACCAGACCAUGUUUGCUAUGCAAGCGGAGAAUUCUCACGGUCAAACACAUAAUUUGCCACUUUCGAAGAGACAUAGAGUCAAAGUCAAAGUACCCGAAAACCUCCAAAAAGCAUUAGGUCCCGAUCCAGACAGGCAGACAGCGCCGAACGAUUUUUAA